Molecule: messenger RNA, 635 nt
Organism: Leptopilina heterotoma
Lineage: Eukaryota; Metazoa; Arthropoda; Insecta; Hymenoptera; Figitidae
Exons: 1
Coding region: 330-635 (101 amino acids)
Molecular function (GO): nucleic acid binding
Source: RefSeq, a predicted model, not a curated record
GCGUUGCACAAACAAAAGUAAAAUAUACUACACAUGGUUGUUUCAAAUUUCUAAAUAGCACUUUUGCCAAUUUCGCCAUUUUGGAGAUAUUGACACCUGGCCGGUUUGCCCCACUCUCCCCUAUUGAAAAAAUUUCUGAUUUCUGAACAAAAUUUCUGAUUUAUUCGCACGAAUACUACAAAAAAUUACUAAGGCAAAUUUUUUGUUUUAAAUCGAUGGUAGCAAUAUUGCUGCAAUUUAGAUAUUAAUGGUAAAUAAAUUUAAACUUUUUUAUUCUUGAUACUAAUCUCCUUUAUUUUCAGAUCGGUCCUUUCCAAAUUAAUGGAUACAUGAAUGGAAAACGAUACAGUGACUUCUUAAAGAACUACGUUCCUAGGUUAGUUAGAGCUAGUGGAAUCGCAGCAGGUAGGAAGUAUAGAUUUAUGCAAGAUGGAGCGGGUAUUCACCGAAGUAAAGUGGCGUUGAAGACUCUUCGAUCAUUAUACGGAAAACGUAUUAUUGCGCUCGGUACAAAAAGAGAAUGGCCCCCAAGAUCGCCGGAUUUAACUCCAUGCGAUUUUUUUCUUUGGGGGCAUGUUAAAGCUCACGUUUAUUCAAACCUGUUGAAAACCAAGAACAGAUACGGGAGAGAAUAA